UCCCUUCAACACAGCGGACGGCGUAAAAAAAUUGUUGGAAAAUGUUAAAAAUAACAAUGCUUUUUUAACGGAAAUUAAGUCUAAAUACCUAGUUGCUGACCUUUCAAGUCUAAUCGCCAACAAAUCUCCUCGGGAAGAUAAAAAAAUUAAGGCCUAUUAUAAGCAAUUAAACCAACUUACUGAGGGUAGAGAACUAACUGAAGAACAAAUCAAUGAGUAUCUUCAUAAGCAAGCCAUUGGCGAGAUAAACGAAAAUUCAAUUAAAGUAGAAAACGAACAAAAAAAUAUCAAACCUUCCGAAAACAAUUUUGUUAAAACCGCCAAAUUAAAAAUCCGCAAUUUUUCGAUUAUUGCUCAUAUUGACCACGGCAAAUCGACUUUGGCCGACCGCUUGCUGGAAUUAACUAAUUUAAAAGGUAGUAAUAAAUCACUGGAAAGAAUACUCGAUAGUCUUUCCCUGGAACAAGAAAAAGGCAUUACCAUUAAAUUAAAUGCCGUUCAAUUGUAUUAUCCGUCGGAAAGCCCUGAACCUUAUAUUUUUAAUCUGAUUGAUACUCCCGGACAUGUUGAUUUUAUGUAUGAAGUUUCUCGCUCGUUGGCUGCUUGCGAAGGGGUAAUCCUGCUGGUAGAUGCUACCAAAGGUAUUCAGGCUCAAACGUUGGCUUAUUAUGAAAUUGCCAAAAAACUUAAUUUAAAAAUUUUACCAGUUAUCAAUAAAAUCGACCUACCUCACUCCCAAGUGGAAACUGUCCAAAAUCAACUAAUAGAACUUUUGAAUUGUUUGCCGGAAGAUAUUGUUUUAAUUUCGGCUAAAACUG
Molecule: messenger RNA, 818 nt
Organism: Ambispora gerdemannii
Lineage: Eukaryota; Fungi; Glomeromycota; Glomeromycetes; Archaeosporales; Ambisporaceae
Source: the annotation of a GenBank genome assembly